Verticillium alfalfae VaMs.102 is the source of this 1338-nucleotide messenger RNA. RefSeq lists its product with no specific name. The record is from RefSeq and is a predicted model, not a curated record. Bases 1 to 1338 code for a protein of 445 amino acids. The transcript has a single exon. NCBI's taxonomy places the organism in Eukaryota, Fungi, Ascomycota, Sordariomycetes, Glomerellales, Plectosphaerellaceae.
AUGCCGUUACCCUGGAUCUCCUCGAAGCGCGCGGCGCCGCUCCAAAACAACAGGUUCUCUCCACAGCCCAGACCGACCCCGAAUGCCACUGUCGAUGGCAUAACCAGCACUAUAGCUGCCUCUCCAUUCGAUGCAUACUACACACAUGGCUUGAGAGAAGCACCGACCUGCCUUGAAAGUCGCAGCCCAGAGACACUCGUCACGACCCCGACUGACCCUGUGGGCCACUUUGUGCGCAGUCCACGAACACAGGGGGAAGACGAGGUCCUGCGAUGGCUGGCGUCUCCUGGACAGGAGACGCUGUCCCGGGUCCUCGCAGCCAGGGACGCAGCACGAGUAGAGGCGCUCUCUCGACCUGCCACGCCGCUGGAAAAGCCAUCGCCUGCGCUGCCAAGGCUGCGGUUCGAGCCGCUGAGGGACAUGCUCGCUGGCACGGAGCUGGAAGUGUCCCUCGCAGCCGACCUGAUCUUACCACCAGCUGCAGGUAUGGGUGUUGCCGAAGAGGCAAGCUUACGGAGUCGGGCCUCCAUAUCAGUAGAUGCUGAUGAAGACAUGCGGCGCUCGAAGCCGAGACGGAGGCGAAUGGGGAUAUCGCACCUGUAUCCCGAGCUGUGCGGCAACUCUCUUGAGAACAAAUUGUCUGCCACCAGUAUGUUGUCCAGGUUUGCAACCCUUUACCGAGAGCCGGUGUACGACUUUGGCGAUGAUGAACCGGCAGAAGAGGAUGACUACUUCUAUGGAGACAUGGCCUCCAGGGAUGUGGACAGUCAUGAGUGGAACGGCGAACAUGAUUCCUAUUCACCUAGCCUUCGCUGUAUUAUCUCGAAUGGGACCAUCGUUGGCGAUGACGCUGGUGACGGCCAGGUACUCCCGCUAGCAUCCGCUCUGGUCACGCGUGCCAACGUUGUCGAAAUCACACAUGGCGUUCCGAGGCUCGUUCGCCAGAAUGCGACCCUAGGACAGGAGAUUCCCGUGACAGCGGGCCAUCCCGCUCGAGGCCGAGUCGUUUGCGUUGAGAAUCGCAAGGUAGGCCCCGAGAGUGAUGGCGAGCUACGGGUCAAGACUGACGAGCGUGAGCGCAGCGACAGAGAGCACCGAGAUGUGGAACGUGAACAUGACAUGACGCGCAGCGACAGCUGGUGGUUUGACAAGGAGAAUACAAUGGCAGUGCCCGCCGAGGGUGUCUCGAAUGUGAUCAUCAUGGCGAUGCCUCCUACACCACUGGGACAGUCGGCCUGGGACUCUUCUUCAUCCGAUGACGAUUCUGAUGGCAGUACCUGGAUCGAAGAUGCAGCAAAGACUCACACAGAAGACAGCGGCGUCAAACGCCUGGCGUGA